Messenger RNA from Emiliania huxleyi CCMP1516, 909 nucleotides. RefSeq lists its product as hypothetical. NCBI's taxonomy places the organism in Eukaryota, Haptophyta, Isochrysidales, Noelaerhabdaceae. The transcript has a single exon. The record is from RefSeq and is a predicted model, not a curated record. Gene Ontology annotation, molecular function: hydrolase activity, acting on carbon-nitrogen (but not peptide) bonds, in linear amides; hydrolase activity, acting on ester bonds. The annotation marks the transcript as partial.
AAGGUCAAGCGCGUCUUCAUCACCGGAGGCACCCACGGCAACGAGGCGUGCGGCGUCGUGCUCGCCAAGCACUUUAUCAAGACGCCGCAGCUCUUUGCUGGCUUCUCGUUCGAGGUGAGUGUGCUGCUCACAAACGUCGCGUCCAUCGCGUCCAACAGCCGUUACGUAGACGAGGACAUGAACCGUUGCUUCUUGCAGAAGGACCUGUCCGACCCAACCAGGACCUCCACACUCGAGGCGAGGCGUGCCAAGGAGCUGAACGACGUGCUCGGCCCAAAGGGCUCGGCCGACGCAGCCGACCUGAUCAUCGACCUUCACAACACCACGGCCGACACGGGCGUGGCCCUCAUGAUGCCUCCCGGAGACGAGCUCAGCCACGCGAUCGCCUCUCACCUCAUCUCGCUCGACCCGAGCGUGCGCGUCUGCAACUGGAACGCCAACCAGAACGAUUGGCCGAUGUUGCCUUCCGUCGGCAAGCAUGGGAUGACCUUCGAGGUCGGCGCCGUGCCGUGGGGCGUGAUGGACGGCGCCGUCUACCAGAAGACGCGCCGGCUCGUCCUCGCCUCGCUGCAGUACGUCGAGGCGCACAACGCCGCCCUCGCUCGGCAGCCACCCGGGCCGUGGCUGCCGACCUCGGUGCAGGUCCACGCCUUCGUGCGCGCCGUCGACUACCCGCGCGACGCAGACGGCGAGAUCGCGGGUAUGAUUCAUCCGGACUUCCAGGGCAAGGACUUUGAGCCGCUGCAGCGGGGCGACGCCGCCUUCCUCUCGGUCGACGGACAGACGGCCAUCCCGUUCACGCCCAAGCCGCCCCCGGAGGAGGAGGCCGAGGCGGAGCAGCUGUAUCCCUUCUUCAUCAACGAGGCCGCCUACGUCGAGAAGAAGACAGCCUUCAUGCUCGCGAGGCGC